UUGAAAAGCCAUUAAGACUGCGUUUCCAAGCGUUUCCUAAGAUGAGCAUCCUUAUAAUGCAACAGCCCAGUUAUGAAAAGACUCAGGAGAGGAUGAAGGGAGGAAUGCGUGGUCGUGACGUCAGUGACGCACCUGCGAAGCGCUCUGUCGCAUCAUCUCACUGGCGCUGCUUUAGAAUGAACGAGAGCGAGUUAUUCAGCAUCAGAUGCGACCGUGUACGGAACAGCUGGAUCACAACAUGAACGAAAGCUGAACUUAACGAGGACUACGUCCCCUCUUCUCUCGGAGGAUCUAUUGUUUUAAGUUUGCGAAUGAUUCGUUGAGCUCUACACUCACAUAAAUGACCGUUCAAAACACGGGUUCGUCUCGUUUUAUUUGCAGAUGACCGUAGCGGCAGCGAUGGCAGGGUCAAAUAUGGUCUUCUCCGAUGUCGAAAGUUUUCUAGACGAGCACCCGGAAUUAUUAGAGGACUAUUUAAACAGAAAAGGCAAAGCGAGUAUGGUGGAAAAGUGGCAGAAGAACCAUCACGCGACUAAAACUCCGGCGAACUCCAGCGGCGCGGACGCGGAGAAAGCAGCGAACGCGUGCAGUAAAGACAGCUGGGCGAGCAGAGGAGAUGGGCUACAGAGACGAGCCUCGCAGAAAGAACUGCGGAAGACAUUCGCAAGGUCUAAAGCCAUCAAUGCCAACAGGACUUAUGACGAACACGUCAACUCCAGAGCCCAGGAGCCCCUGACCAGCAUGAGGAGGCGCGCGCUGCUGCGUAAAGCCAGCUCCCUUCCCCCGACCACCGCGCACAUCCUCUCCGCGCUGCUGGAGUCCCGGGUCAACAUCCCUCAGUACCCCUCCACCGCCGUAGACUACAAAUACUACCUGAAAGAGAACAACGAGAGGGAGUUUUUCCUGGAACUCGUCAAAGACAUCUCCAACGACCUGGAUUUGACCAGUCUGAGCUACAAGAUCCUGGUGUUUGUGUGCAUCAUGGUGGAUGCUGACCGCUGCUCCCUGUUCCUGGUGGAGGGACCAGCCAAUAAAAAGACUCUGGUGUCCAAGUUUUUCGAUGUGCACGCUGGAACCACAGUGCUGCCCUCUCUGAGUAACUCGGAUGAGGUGCAGGUGCCCUGGGGAAAGGGCAUCAUUGGAUAUGUGGCUGAACAUGGGGAGACGGUCAACAUUCCCGAUGCAUAUCAGGACCAUCGUUUCAGUGAUGAGAUUGAUAAACUCACCGGAUAUAAAACCAAGUCUCUGCUGUGCAUGCCCAUCCACAACAGUGAUGGAGAGGUCAUCGGGGUCGCGCAGGCCAUCAACAAGAGUCCCAAUGGAGCACUGUUCACUGAAGACGACGAAAAGGUGUUGCAGAUGUACCUUCCGUUCUGUGGCAUCGCCAUCUCAAACGCCCAACUGUUCGCUGCCUCCAGGAAAGAGUACGACAGGAGCAGGGCUCUUCUAGAGGUUGUGAAUGAUUUGUUUGAGGAGCAAACCGAUUUGGAGAAGAUUGUGAGGAAGAUCAUGCAUCGAGCUCAGACCCUGCUGAAGUGUGAACGCUGCUCCGUCCAGCUGCUGGAGGACAUUGAAUCUCCGGUGGUGAAGUUCACCAAGUCCUUUGAGCUUCUGUCACCUAAGUGCAGCGCUGACAUGGAGAACAGCUUCAAAGACAGCAUGGAAAAAUCGUCCUAUUCUGAUUGGCUGAUUAAUAACAGCAUUGCAGAACUGGUCGCCUCCACUGGACUUCCUGUCAAUAUCAGUGAUGCCUACCAAGACCCUCGCUUCGACGCUGAAGCAGAUCAGUUCUCUGGCUUCCAUAUUAGAUCUGUCCUGUGUGUCCCUAUCUGGAACAGUAACCACCAAAUCAUAGGUGUGGCUCAGGUCUUGAACAGGUUGGAUGGGAAACCGUUUGAUGAUGCAGAUCAGAGGCUGUUUGAGGCAUUUGUGAUAUUCUGUGGACUGGGAAUCAAUAACACCAUUAUGUAUGACCAAGUGAAGAAGUCCUGGGCCAAACAGUCUGUCGCUUUGGAUGUGUUGUCAUAUCAUGCCACAUGCUCUAAGACUGAGGUGGAUAAGUUUAAGGCAGCGAACAUCCCUCUGGUGUGUGAACUGGGCAUUGAUAAACUAUCAUUUGAUGACUUCUCUCUGGAUGUGGACGCCAUGGUCACUGCAGCUCUGCGGAUGUUUAUGGAGCUGGGGAUGGUGCAGAAAUUCAAAAUAGACUAUGAGACACUUUGUCGCUGGCUGUUGACCGUGAGGAAGAACUAUCGCAUGGUUCUGUAUCAUAACUGGAGACACGCUUUCAACGUUUGCCAGUGCAUGUUUUCCAUGCUUACGACAGCCGGCUUCCAGGAGACUCUGACUGAGAUGGAGAUUCUGGCUCUGAUAGUGGGCUGCAUCUGCCAUGAUUUGGACCACAGAGGAACCAACAACGCUUUCCAGGCCAAGACGGGAUCAGCUCUCUCUCUUCUUUAUGGGACAUCAGCCACACUAGAGCACCAUCACUUCAACCAUGCUGUUAUGAUCCUCCAGAGCGAGGGUCACAAUAUCUUCUCUAAUCUGUCUUCACAUGAGUAUGGAGAACUCAUGCAGCUCCUGAAACAAUCCAUACUGGCCACAGACCUGACGCUCUACUUCCAGAACAGAAAUUCCUUCUUUGAGCUAGUGAAUAAAGGGGAAUACAACUGGAAUGUGAAGGAACACAGAGAUAUGUGCAGGUCGAUGUUGAUGACAGCAUGUGAUCUGGGUGCCGUCACUAAACCCUGGGAGAUAUCGUGCAAGGUUGCUGAACUGGUGACGAGUGAGUUUUUCGAGCAGGGCGACAGAGAGCGAUCAGAGCUAAAACUGACUCCCUCGGCGAUUUUCGACCGAAAUCGCAAAGAUGAGCUGCCAGGGCUACAGCUGGAGUGGAUUGAUGGAAUCUGUGCCCCGCUGUAUGAGACUUUUGCCAAAUUAAACCCUAAACUACAGCCAAUGGUUGAUUUGAUCAAGGCCAAUCGUGCCAAAUGGGAAGAGCUACACCACAGACACCAGCGCAGCCAGGAAACCACCAGCUCUGGUAGUCCAUGUAGCGUUGACGACACGACAACCAGCUGCAGCUGCGCAGGCAUUAGCGACGGUGGCCUCUUCCAUUCUGUGAGCUAACUAGGGGAAACUAUGGCCGAUUUUGCCACACGCUUCUCUCUGACCCGCAGCAAUGCAGACGGAAGGAGUUCUGACCUCUGCUGCACGCUUCAGACCAGCAGCCAUUACCUCACUAGCGCCCUCUAUCGGGCAUUUGCUCUGUCUGUGAGCACUUCAGGCAAAUGCGACUGAGUUUGCGUUCGUCUCCACAGUGCAAAGACUGCACGUUUAGCUAGCAAUGACUCGUUGAUGUGGAGAAUCUUAGGGAUGUGUUUACGCCCAGGAAGCUACUUUAGGGCUAGCAUGCUAACUUAGAGACUCUACCGUGUGUGUAAGCUACUUUCAGCAGGGACUGUUUAAGGAGGAUUGCCGCCAUUUAAAAAGGUAUUAUAGCGUAUUUUUCCCUUUGUAGCUUUGAUGAUGUUGAAUGAGCACAUAUCCUGAGCACUGGAGCUCGGUUCUGUACUGUGCGUAUGUCAUGUGAAGGAAUGACUAAUGCAGGAUUUGACAGUGUUUUUUGCCUUUGUAGUUUUAGCUGAUGUAUUUAUUCCAGGAUCAGGGGUUUGUGGAGCCGCGGGGCUCUUGGCAAUGCUUGCAAUGCAAAACCACUCCAGCGCUGUACUCUGUGCCUUGGUAAAACCCCAUGAUAAUGCAUGCAUCGACAUCAUGUUUCUUUCUAGUUUAUCAUGGAUAUUUCCUUAAGUCUUGGGCCUGUUUCACAUCACACAGGUACACAACGGCACACGUCAUGAAAGUUCUGUCAUCUACUCACACUUGCGAUGUUCCAACCCUGUUGAAAAAAAACUAGCAUAUGCUGGUUAGGUAUGUUUUGAAGCAUGGCAGCUGGUUUGAGCUGGUUUAUGCUGGUCAUUAGUUGGUCAUGAUCUGGUUAUAAACUGGUCCUGAGCUGGAGCUAGUUGCUUAGGACCAGCUCAUGACUAACUAAGGACCAGCAUAAACCAAUUCAAACCAGCUGCCAUGCUUCAAAAAAUACCUAACCACCAUGUUUUUUUCAACAGGGAAAUAAGACUUUUUUUCUGUGGAACAUGAAAGAAGAUAUUUUGAAGAAUUGUAUGGGUUGUUUUUUUCAUGACGUCAAAAGGACACAAAAGCACCCUAAAGGCUCGUUCACCCGAGAAUGAUAACUAUAAUGAUAACUAUAUUAGCAGCAACACCAGUGGACGAUAUCGUUCUGUUUAUUCUAAGUGCGCUGCAGUUUUGUCUUCUGUCGCUUAAGCUGGAUGGAUUCUGAUUGGCUGUCAAUGUUUUUAUCGUUCAUCAGCUGGGAAAAAAAAAAAAAAUCAUUCUGAAAGUGAUUCCAACAAUAUUGUUUCUGUGCCGUUAUCAUUAUAGUUGUGGUGUGGACUCUGCUAUUCUUUUAUAUUUAGAAUGAUUUUUACAACUAUAUCUUUACGGUUAUUGUUAUAGUUAUUGUCAUUGGUAUAAACAGGCCUUGAAGGGAUAGUUCACCCAAAAAUGAAAAUUAUCCCAUGAUUUACUCACCCUUAAGCCAUCCUAUGUAUAUAUUGAGGUCUUCUUUCCGACGAACACAAUCUGAGAUAUAUUUAAAAAUAUCCUGGCUCUUCCAAGAUUUAUAAUGGUAGUGAAUGGGGGGGCCUGUUUUGAAGCCCAAAAUAAAUGCAUCCAUCCAUCAUAAAAAUAAUCCAUAUGGCUCCAGGGGUUAAUAAAGGCCUUCUGAAGUGAAGUGAUGGGUUUUUGUAAGAAAAAUAUCUAUAUUUAAACAUUUAUAAAGUAAAAUAACUAGCUUCUGGCAGUUGGCCGUAUGCAUCGAUUUGCGGCGGAAGAGUGACCUCUGACCCGACGCAUGAUGUAAUGAUGAGGAUAGAGCAACAACAAAAAAAACGCUGGUCACAAAUUAGAAAUCUAUAAUGAGAAAUUUUAAAGAGGAUUUCGUUAUAAGAGAAGAGGAGCUUCAGUUUGUUGCACAGCCAUGUUUGAGCCUAAGCUUAGGAUACUCCUACAUCCUACGUCUUCACGGGUUACUCAUUUGGCGGAAGUUGACUACAUUUCUGAUGCCAUUCAGUAGCUUUGUGUGGGAAACAGACAGAAUGACCAAAUCCAAAUGAUUUAAGCAGUUUAUUGCUGUAGUUUGACUAGUUUUAAUUACUUUUUGGAUGUAAAUGUGAUUCCUUUCCUUAUGUAAAUUAUAUUUCAUGAUGAUAAAGUUUGUAUUAAUUCUGACUGGCCAACUGCCUGCCGAUAACCAUUUCAUAAAUUAUGGCAGUUAUUUAAAGGAAAUACUUAAUGUAGUAACCCUGAAAUUUACAGCCGCAAUUCUGUAACGUGGAAGCAAAUGCUGUCGGUGUGCUGUUGUACUUAUGCUGGAGUGAAACAGGCCUGAUUCCCUGGUUGUUUUAACCUCAUGAAGCAGCUCAUACUAGGGCUGCAUCUGAAAUCGCAUACUUCCCUACUAUAUAGUAGGCAAAAUGCAGUAUGUGAAAAUGUCCAAAUUCACGGCACUCAUAAAACACUUGGCGAAAAGUCCCCGGAUGACCUACUACUUCCUGCGGGAUUCUGAAGUGCACAUAUGGCGGAAACUUUACUAUACCAUGAGGCCAUGGGAGAGGAUUUGUGAAUGACAGUGAAGCGACAUAACUGACGCUGUUGGUGGGUCACAUGAUAAUGACAACAUGGCGGACAUAGUACGUCCGGAAUUUAUACUACACACAUUCAUACUAUAUAGAACAUACCUCGGUCACGAGGUAAUUACUUAUUCAAAAUAAGUACCUACUCAAAGAGUGUGAUUUCAGAUGCAGUCAUGGUGCGAGAGAGCAAUCAUGUUGGAGCUCUUCAUCGGCCCUCUCAUCUCUGUGUACUGGAUUACCUCAAACUUUACUCAUCACAGGCCCACACAGAACCUGGAGAAAGAUCGGCAGAUUUCCACAGACGUUCUACGCAUCUUCCACCCCCUUGCAUGUUUGGUUAUUAAAUAUUUUGGCAAAUUUUCAGCUACUAUAGAAGUGCAUUACUCUCUUCCACAGACCUCCUCUGCUUUUUUCCAUGAAAGUGCAGAAAAUGUGGGGGAAAAUGUCUGCAGAUUGCAUCUGGGCCUACUACUUCUAACUUCAGACUGCUUUUGUCAGUCACCUUUUUUCAUUAGUGAUCUUGUGAAAUUGUCAGUCUAAUCUGAGACAUGUAUGUGCCUUUACUAAGUAAAAAAAAAAAAUCUUCUUCACUACACACAGGCAUUCAUUUCAUUCUGUUCUCAUCCUCUCUACCAGCUGGAUGAAUCUCACAAAACCUGUCAAGAACAUGUCCAGUCAUAUAUUUCACACCAAAAGGGAGAAAUAAGAAAGCCUGUAUUUUCAUAAAGGAUCAUUUAGGACCUUUAAGAUUUUUGGCAUUACAACAUUUUCUUGACAAGCACAAUGUGUCCAAAGGUUGUACUUUUGAUUUUGUUUGAAUUCUCAUUAUUUUUGAUGAUUUUAUUUAGAUUCUCAUUAUAAUACAAUUAUAAGAAUAAUCCUGUCACAUUUAUUAUUAUUUUCUAUAUAUUUAAUCUGAAUACGUAAUAAUAUACGACAACAAUAAUAUAGUAAUUACAGUAAUGUUUUUUUUUUUUUUUUUUUUUUUUUAUUUCCUCAUGAUCAGUGAUUCACUUUUUCAUUUCUUUGUGAGAUUUGUCAACAUUCAAUAGAACAGUUCCAUGGAAAUUUACCAGCAUUACAUCAGAAAUUUGUCCCAUCCAGUUGGUUUCUGGAGAUUUCAUAUUCAUUAACACAGUACAACUGUUAAAGUCAUGUUCAUUCAUGUAAAUUUAAUGCUUUUUCCUUUAGCGUUACACUUGUCAUCACAAUUCAGGAUGGAGAAAAACUUCUAAAUAUCUUUAAAUCUAAAUGCAAAUUCUCAACACAAACCUGCCAGGAGGGUCACAACUGGAUGCUUAUUAUCCGGUCUCUGGAUUUCCUGAGUGGAGGGGAAAUUCUAUGGUUACACCAUAGUAUUUUGGAAAAGAAAAAAUUGGAUGGACUGGUUGUAGGGAGCAACUUGUGAGCUGGCUUUCUAAGCUAAAUUUAUAUAAGAUGUAAUUACACAAGUUUUUAAGUUGCUGUUUAUCCAUUUACUGUGAUCAAAAUAUGUAUUAUGAUAAAAUCAGCACUUCCAACACUCUUAGAAGAAAAGGUUCUAGAACCUUAAAAGGUUCCGUCAGGCGCUUCAUAUAUAGAACCUUUUAGGAGAUUCAUUUUAUGGAUUUAUUUUUAAUUCAUUCGUUUAGUUUAGUUAUUAUUUUGAUUAAAGGGGUCAUGAACUGGAUUUUUUUUAAAUUAUUUUAAUAUGUUCCUUGAGGUUCACUUAUGUUAAUAAAGUUUUUUUUUUGCACAAAAAAUGCAAAUAUUGCAAAUUAUAUAUAUAUAUAUAUAUAUAUAUAUAUAUAUAUAUAUUCUACCUUCAUUCUGACCCUCUGUCUGAAAUUAUCCGUUUUUAAGGCACAGCUCCUUUAAAGGGAUAGUUCAUCCAAAAAUGACUCAAUUCUGUCAUCAUUU
Ctenopharyngodon idella (grass carp) is the source of this 7613-nucleotide messenger RNA. RefSeq names its product phosphodiesterase 11a (gene pde11a). Bases 382 to 3129 code for a protein of 915 amino acids. Gene Ontology annotation, biological process: signal transduction. The transcript has 20 exons. The record is from RefSeq and is a predicted model, not a curated record. Gene Ontology annotation, molecular function: protein binding; 3',5'-cyclic-nucleotide phosphodiesterase activity. Lineage: Eukaryota; Metazoa; Chordata; Actinopteri; Cypriniformes; Xenocyprididae.